Molecule: messenger RNA, 939 nt
Organism: Cordyceps fumosorosea ARSEF 2679
Lineage: Eukaryota; Fungi; Ascomycota; Sordariomycetes; Hypocreales; Cordycipitaceae
Exons: 1
Coding region: 1-939 (312 amino acids)
Source: RefSeq, a predicted model, not a curated record
AUGACAGCGAACGCCAGUCAACGGACCGGAGCCGCGCGGGGCGCAGCGGUGCUACUGCCGCUGCCGCUGCCCGAGACGAUGCCGCAGAGCAAGAAGUUGGCGCGAAAUGCAAACAAGAAGAACAAGACGAAGAGGAACGACGAGGACAAGACGAAGACAACCCCACCACAACCCGCGGCCGUGCCGAGCGGCGGUGAUGCACCCUCGGCGCCGCCGCCUCCUAUUUCUUCUACCGCGAAGCAGCACGGGGGCACGAGAGGAGGAGGACAAGGAGGAAAAGGAGCAGCAGGAGGAGGAGGGUCCCCCCGUCGGCACUGCCGCGCUCGAGAGCACCACACCCCGCGUGCUUCCCCCGUGCCCGUCAUCGUGGUGACCGACGACGACGUCCCACCAACACCACCACCACCACCACCAGUGGAACCUAGCUCCGACAGCAGCUCCGGGCUGCCGACGUUGUCGUCGACAUCGUCGUCCAGCGCGAAGCGGCUCAACCCCGCGGCGCCGUCGUUUGUGCCGCAAGGCGACUUCCGGGCACGCCAGCCGCCGCCGCCACCGCCGCCGCCGCCGCCGCCCGUGCAAGACUGGUCGUCCAACGCUGAGGGGCUGUGGCUGCUGAGUCUAAUUAACGGAGGACGCGACGGCAACCAGGGACAACAGGCGCGUCCGCCCGCGGAAGACCCCAACGCCGCGGACGUCGCGCCGAACGAGAUCGUCAUCGCCAAUGGCUCCGGGCCGUUUGACGUGAGCACGGCGGCGGCGGCGGCGACCAUCCCCCUUGACCCUCGCAGAGGAGCAACCAGCUUUUCCGCAGCGCAGGGGCUCGGUCCGGUUACGUCGCUCGGGCACGCAAGGGUCAUGUGGCGUGGGCAAUUUGUGCCAAUUCAGAUUCCCUGGGUGUGGGGGGCUCCCAGGGACCACCUCCGUAAUGUUGCGCAUUAA